CUUGUUCGUUUCUUUAAACGAUUAUAUUUCGACAACAGAGAAUAGUAUUUUUCUCGAUUUGAAAGAUAAAUAUGGAAAGCAAAAAAUUGGAUGCCUUGUCAAAAACGACUUCACCAUCUGUUUCGAAACCAGUCCAGAAACUAGUAUCGAAAGGGCAAUCAAGUGUUUCCUUUUCUAAGAUAAGCAGGGAAAAUGAGCAAAAAGGUGCUAUACCAAAGAAUAUAAAAAAAACUGAUUUGCCGAAGGGGCAACCAAAUAUGUCCGGUUCAUUUUCGAAGAUCUCAAAUGAGAAUUUGCUUGCUUCACCAAUAAGGGUCCCCAAAUCUGAUUCAGAGGCAAUCCAAAAGAGUGAUAUGACCGAAAUGCAACCAAAUGUGGUUGCUUCGUCUUCAAAGGUAAGGCGGGAAAAUGAGAAAAGGGGUGCUAUACCAAAAUGUAUCCAAAAAACUGAUUUGCCGAAGAGACAACCAAAUAUAGCUGCUUCAUUUUCGAAAAUGAACUUGUCAAAUGAGAAUUUCUCUGCUUCACCAAUAAGGAUCCCCCAAACUGAUUCAGAGGAAAUCGAAAAGAGUGAUUUGACAGAAGUACAACCAAAUGUUGUUGCUUCGUCUUCGAAGAAAUCUAAAUUUGCUGAAGGCGGUAGAAAGAAGGAUACUUGCCAGUCUUCUGAACCUUCUACCAGUUUGUCGGUAGCUGAGCAAAUGGAGGCUAAGAGAAGACAGGAGAAAGAAGACUAUAUGACUAAAAAGUGGUUAGAGGGUGAUAAAAAAGGCUGGGAGUUCUUAGGUAAAGGUUCCAGUGAUAUUGAAUUUCCAAUCGAACCUCCACCCGACUAUGAAGGGCAUGAAGUUUUGGGUGUAAAACUUGAUCGCCUGGAAGCAUGGGCUGAAAAGUUUUUCAAAUAGAAGGAAAAAAUGGAAAUGUUGAAGCCUUUAUGAUUAAGAAAUUUGAGCUUUUAUAACUGACCAGUGAUUUGGGGAUUCUUUACUCUUCCUUAUUUAGUAAAAAAAUGAUUUUUUUUUGUAUGCAC
Messenger RNA from Argiope bruennichi, 1030 nucleotides. RefSeq lists its product as uncharacterized. The transcript is spliced from 10 exons. The coding region runs from base 72 to 905 and encodes 277 amino acids. Lineage: Eukaryota; Metazoa; Arthropoda; Arachnida; Araneae; Araneidae. The record is from RefSeq and is a predicted model, not a curated record.